Messenger RNA from Ornithodoros turicata, 3489 nucleotides. Its product is annotated as gastrula zinc finger protein XlCGF17.1-like. Gene Ontology annotation, molecular function: DNA-binding transcription factor activity, RNA polymerase II-specific; RNA polymerase II cis-regulatory region sequence-specific DNA binding. NCBI's taxonomy places the organism in Eukaryota, Metazoa, Arthropoda, Arachnida, Ixodida, Argasidae. The transcript is spliced from 3 exons. Gene Ontology annotation, biological process: regulation of transcription by RNA polymerase II. Bases 96 to 893 code for a protein of 265 amino acids. Gene Ontology annotation, cellular component: transcription regulator complex; PcG protein complex; chromatin. The record is from RefSeq and is a predicted model, not a curated record.
CUUUGGGAACUACUUUCAAGUAUGGAGGCUUAAUGAUGAUGAUCGCUGGAUGAUGAUAUAGCAAGGAAAGACAGGAAGAGUAACAAUCUGUCCUCAUGGAUAUUUUACAAGUAGCGAAAGAGUGCGAAGUGUCAACAUCAGAUGCGAAGGAAUCGGCGGAAGCAUCACAUGGGGUGCCAGACGUCGAAAACGGGAUAGCAGUGGUUUCGAAGGAAACGGAGAUAUCGGAAGAAGACAUGAGGCUGGACCAAGAUAUGCGCCUCCUGGAACCCGAAACCACCGUAAUCGAAUCUUCCGAGGAAGGCAUAAAGCCGAAAAGGAACUCUGUGCACCAGUGCAGUGACUGUGGGAAAACGUUUUCUACGUCGAGCAAUAUGCACCAGCAUGAGCGGCUGUGUCACUCGGUCGAGCGCAAGCUCUUCCAGUGCAGCACGUGCCAGAAAUUGUUCACCACAACGAGCAACCUGUACCAGCACCAGCGCACCCACACAGGGGAGCGCCCGUUUAGGUGCACAGUGUGCGGAAGAGCGUUUGCGACCUCCACAAACUUGCGACAGCACGAGCGAACUCACACGGGGGAGAAGCCCUUUGUCUGCACAGUUUGUGCAAAGGCAUUUGCAACGUCGACGAACCUGCGGCAACAUCAUCGUACGCACACCGGUGAGAAGCCCUUUGCGUGCGAGGAGUGCGGAAAGGCUUUCGCGUCUUCGACGAACCUCCGACAGCACCUGCGUUCCCACCUGCGGCGUCGCCUGUGCGCUCCUCCGCCGCCGUGGGUCGCCCUCAACACAGUGACGGCCUGUUUGGAACAGGCUCUGGUACAGGGAACAAAACUGUGCCAGGAAACCGCACAGACUGUAGUGGUCAAUGUCAUACAGGCUCCUCAUCCAUAGGCAGACGCCUUAGUUUCACGCGAAGGAUACAGCUGAACGGUGUUAUCUAAUCCUGAGGCAUUACGGUUCCUUACUGACGUAUUCCACUAGACGGGACGUCGAGGAAGUUUGUGGUGACGAACAUCUGUACUCAAGACCCUGAGAAAUAGGAAAAGAUUUAAAGAAAAAAUGUGAUGAGAGUUUCAAGAUUACAAUUUAUUACCUAACACACAAAAUUGCUGUGUUUACUCACCAAAAUAAUGCUUUAAGCUAGUUCUCCGUAACAUUUCCCAGACUUGGAUAUGGACAGACAUGAUUGGAUUAGACUGUCCUCCCUCCCCAGGCUAAGGGCAAUGUUACCAGCAAUAAUCCUCUACCCCAACUGAGUACUACCCCCAAAUUACCCAAUGGGUUAGUUGCCUCAUCGACUACAACAUUAUCCUAUACCUACUGUGUUAUACAAUUCGUUUUCUCAAAAAUGCAGCGCUGCUGUGUGGGCUUGCUAGUUGGGUAUCAACAUUCAAAUAAGGGUACAUACUGAAGCAUUUGAGACCGCAUUCCUGGAACCACAUGCAUUAAAUGUGCACAGGAUAAAAAGUGCAAACAUUUUGAUGCUAGGUUAGGUUUUGUUCUGCACUACUAAUGGGGGAGGGGAAACUUUCCAUUCCACCUCCCCUUCCACGUACGCUUAUUUACUAAUUACAAAAUGUUAUGAAAUUUCUGCUGUGUUCGAAAUUCGUGCCGGAUCCAUAUCUCUUCCCGAUUCUCAUGGUCUUGAGCGUGUACCUUCCUUGGAUGUCCACAUGUGCAGCCCCUAAGUGACCAAUGAAAUUACGGUGAUGAUGUAUCAAAAUUUGAUAUUUUCACUGGGUCUCGCUGCAUAUAAUUGCGAGACUCUUGCCCCUGUAUAUACUGCGUCAUUGCUGCGGUUUAAUGAGUGUCAUUUUGCCAUUUUUGUUAGCCGUGCGAAAAAUUUGCCUGUGUAUAAGUUAUUGGUAAGGCUAGUUCCAAAGUGUACAACGACGACACAAAUAUAUAGAUAUAUAUAUAUAUAUAACGUAAGCAUACUUUGCUCGUAGAACCCUCGCAUCCUCUCUGAGCACCUUCGGAUAUUGAGUCUUGCAAACUCGAGGCAGGUUCGCUUACUAUUAAAGGGCUCGUGAAUAUGCACUGCGAAUAUUUGUGAAUGGUUUUAUUGCAUUUUUGAGUAACGAGUACAAAUACAAAUUAUUGCCAGUGAAAUUAACACAAUUGGAGGGCAUUUUUAGUUUUUUCAUCGCUUUUUUUCUAAUAAUGUUUAGCCAGGUUGCCUGGACUUCAGCCGUUACUAUCAUGCAUUGUGCAUGGCAAGCUUUUGUGCUUGCGUAACAUGCCCUGCGUUAUAAGCACAUUGAAGUCUGCUGUAGUGCUGCUGUACACCACUGGUGUGUAACAGCAUGUCCGGGGAAAUGUGUGCCAAUAUAUUGCGAACUACGUAGGCAAAUGAAACAACCUGCAUCUACACCUCUUUAAUAUAGAAUGGAAUGACCAGCCAAGAAGUGUGACUGAACAGAAAGAUUUCAAUCUGGGGUGAAAUAACAUCCGUUUCUUAUCAGCUCAGCUCCUAACAAUCCUAGAUGCAUCCCUCAUAACAAGUCACAGGGUUGCUUGACAGGACAUGUUUCUGUGCCACAAAAAAGAAAGAAAAAAAAGAUGACGCCAUAACCUGUACGUACUUCAGCUACCACACAGUAACUUUUUCUUCAGGGUGUCUCCAUUAAUGUGCGUAAAAAAUAAAUGAAAAAGUCCGGGCACCCUUUGCAAAUGUGAACGGCCAUGUGUCAACAGCUGUGUAUCGUAGUUAUAAGCAUAAUUUUAAUUGUGCAUCGGCUAGCUGACUCUGCAUACGCAAAGUAUAACUAGGGCCUGACUUUUUCGGGUUUUAUUUUUGGCCAAAAUCGGGGGGGGGGGGGGGUAAAUAUCGGGUGAUAUUUUUCAUUCGAAAAUUCGGGUGUAUUUGGGUUAAAUCCCGUUACGGCAUAUUCUGUCGUCAGGAAUUCGGGUGAUUUUUUUUUUGUUUAAUAAAAAUUUGUCUUGACAUGGAACUAAUGUUUAGUAAUGUUAUCAAACUUUAUUUUGAUGCACGCUUAUUAGUGUGCCACGCAACCCGGAUGUUUUCGGGUAGAUUCGGGUUAAACCCGAAUUUUACAGAUUUUGUUCGGGGGGUAAAUAUCGGGCGGAUACGGGUUUAACCCUAAAAAGUCAGGCCCUAAGUAUAACUUGUUUGGGAAAACCUCGGUCGAGUGUACCUCGAGGUUACAGCUUUCCAAUUGGCACGUCCGUCAAAGCCAAGUAAUUUUGUAUAAUUAAGCACACCAGAAAUAAUACUGGUAACUAUGACACAGUAACACUGAACCGGUUUCAUUUGUGCAGUGUGUUCCUGUGGGUUAGCUAGGACACCCCUUAAAGCAAAGCUGUAAUGCUCGUAUCUUUAAAAGUCUAUACAUGUACCUGUAUAUACAUGUAUAAUACACACGUAUAUAAUGUGUUCAUAUAUGGAUGUAUGAAGUGUGCACUUUGCUAUGUCUAUGCCCCUGUAAAUAAAUUCACUAUGUAAUAAAACGAUAAAUGUUUGCAG